Messenger RNA from Contarinia nasturtii (swede midge), 1617 nucleotides. RefSeq names its product probable histone-binding protein Caf1. Bases 229 to 1512 code for a protein of 427 amino acids. NCBI's taxonomy places the organism in Eukaryota, Metazoa, Arthropoda, Insecta, Diptera, Cecidomyiidae. The transcript has 3 exons. Gene Ontology annotation, biological process: regulation of gene expression. The record is from RefSeq and is a predicted model, not a curated record. Gene Ontology annotation, cellular component: NuRD complex; nucleus; ESC/E(Z) complex. Gene Ontology annotation, molecular function: histone binding.
UACAACGUAAGUAAAACAUUUUUCUAAUUUUUUGGUGUGAAACGAACAGUAAAUGUUCGUUUGAAAUUGAGAAAUACCACUAAUUUGACUUAAAAAACCCAAAAUAUAUCAAUUGUGACGAUUACGCUUGACGGUAAAAUACAACGCAGACGAUUAUUGUGUGACUAUAUAUUGAAGUAAUAACGUUCGUAUUUUAAUCCAAGAAUUUUAAUUAAAAAUAACAUAAAGAUGACUGAACGAGCUGAAGGAGCAAAUGAAGAUCAACUUGAAGAACGAAACAUCAAUGAAGACUAUAAAAUAUGGAAGAAAAACACUCCAUUCUUGUAUGAUUUGGUGAUGGCGCAUGCACUUGAGUGGCCAUCUCUCACCGCUCAGUGGUUGCCCGAUAUCACGAAGCCGGAAGGCAAAGAUUACUCUGUUCAUCGGCUCAUUUUGGGUACACACACAUCAGAUGAACAAAAUCAUUUAUUGAUUGCCAAUGUUCAGUUGCCAAACGAAGACGCUCAAUUCGAUGCCAGCCAUUAUGAUAAUGACAAAGGUGAAUUUGGAUUUUUCGGGACAGUUUCGGGAAAAAUUGAAAUUGACAUCAAGAUCAAUCAUGAGGGUGAAGUAAACAGAGCCAGAUAUAUGCCGCAAAAUCCAUGUGUUAUCGCAACUAAAACCCCAUCAAGCGAUGUGCUUGUUUUCGAUUACACGAAACAUCCCAGCAAACCAGAUCCAAAUGGUGAAUGUCAUCCGGACUUACGUUUGCGUGGUCAUCAAAAAGAAGGUUAUGGAUUAUCGUGGAAUCCAAAUUUGAAUGGAAAUUUGCUCUCAGCGAGCGAUGACCAUACAAUUUGUUUGUGGGAUAUUAACGCUACACCAAAGGAAAAUCGUGUUGUUGAUGCAAAAAAUAUUUUCACCGGACACACAGCUGUCGUGGAAGAUGUAGCAUGGCAUUUGUUACAUGAAUCUCUCUUCGGAUCGGUUGCUGAUGAUCAACGUCUCAUGAUUUGGGACACGCGAUGCAAUAAUACAUCUAAACCGUCGCAUACUGUCGAUGCCCAUGUAGCCGAAGUUAAUUGCUUGAGUUUUAAUCCGUAUUCUGAGUUCAUUUUGGCCACCGGUUCAGCUGACAAAACCGUAGCCCUAUGGGAUCUGCGUAAUCUGAAAUUGAAAUUGCAUUCAUUCGAAUCGCACAAAGAUGAAAUUUUCCAAGUUCAAUGGUCACCUCAUAACGAAACCAUUUUGGCUUCAAGUGGAACAGAUCGUCGUUUGCACGUUUGGGAUUUAUCGAAAAUCGGUGAAGAACAAUGUGCUGAAGAUGCUGAAGAUGGUCCACCCGAAUUGUUGUUCAUCCAUGGCGGUCACACGGCCAAGAUUUCAGAUUUCUCAUGGAAUCCAAAUGAACCAUGGGUUAUCUGUUCCGUUUCAGAAGACAACAUAAUGCAAAUUUGGCAAAUGGCAGAGAAUAUUUACAAUGAUGAAGAACCAGAAAUUCCAGCCAACGAACUUGAACAAACAGCUGCUUAAUUUCCUUUGAUAAUUUAACAUUUUUUAUCGACAUCAUACAAUUAUCUUUAACUGCGAAUGUACUCCUUCAAUAAAUUUAAUCAAUAAAAAUCCAUUCCUUCAUCA